Messenger RNA from Saccostrea echinata, 1680 nucleotides. RefSeq names its product E3 ubiquitin-protein ligase Trim36-like. Gene Ontology annotation, molecular function: zinc ion binding. Lineage: Eukaryota; Metazoa; Mollusca; Bivalvia; Ostreida; Ostreidae. The record is from RefSeq and is a predicted model, not a curated record. Bases 1 to 1680 code for a protein of 559 amino acids. The transcript has a single exon.
AUGGCAACAUCAUUAGAUUUUCAUGCCAGGGCACAGGACAUAAAACGCUGUCAACUUUGCCCAGGAAAAGACAGGAAGUCUGCCACAGAAACGGUGUGUAAUACUUGUCAUGUCAAUCUGUGUAAGGACUGUGUAGGUCACCAUAUGAUUUCUAGUCCAACCAUUAGACAUGAUGUUGUAACUUUUCAAUUCAAAAAAUCUGAAAUCAUUCCACCACAAUGCAAUGCCCAUGGUGAAAUGCAAUGUGAAAUGUUCUGUGAACAAUGUAAUUCCCCGAUUUGUCAGAAAUGUCUAGCCUCUGGAUCCCAUGAAAAUCACAAUGUACCACAUAUUUCUGCAAUUUACAGCUCUAAACAGGAGCUUAUCAGGAAAGACUUAAAUGAACUUGAAACUAGUAUUGCACCUGUUUAUGAAUCAAUUCUCUCUGAAUUAAAAAAAAUGUUAUCAAGCAUUGAACAGAAACACAAUGAAAGACAAAGAACCAUUGAUGAAUUUGGUAAAAUAUGGCACAAGCUAGUAGACAAAGUUAUUAAAAAAUAUCAGAGUGAUGCAAGAAAAAUGGAAAGAGAUGAUGUUAACGCAAUAAAGAACCUGGAAGCAGAUUUCCAAAUAGGAUACUUAUUAAUUCAAUCAGCAAUGGAUGACAACAAAUCUAUCCUAGCUUCAAAUGAUCCAUCUAAACUAGUCAACUACACUUCAGAAAAUGAAAAGUUCAGAACUGUUCAUUCCAGAUUUGAACUAAUAGUGUCGGAAUUCAGUCCCAAAGAACUUACAGAGCAGGCACUGUUUCAUAUCAUUGGAGACAUUCCAGAAACGGUGAAAACUAGCAUUCAAGGACAGGUCCUAAAAGCUCCCCAUUCUAAUCCCAGUUCCGAAAAAGCUAUCAAGAAGUGUCUUGAUUUGCCACUUACAGUAGGAGAAAUAAAUACUGAUGAAGAAAUUUGUCAGCUAGCUUGUAUUCCUCACACAGAUCAAUUCUAUGUCAGUGGCGUCAAUGGAAUCAUUAAACAUAUGAACAAAGAGGGGGAGGUGCUGAGGAAGAUCACUACAGAGAAUAUUGAAUUAUGGGCUUUGACAGUCACCAGAAAGGGAAACUUAGUGUAUAUUAAAAAGGAGGAGAGAGAAAUUAACAUAGUUGAGGGUGAAAAGAUAAAAUGUCUGCUCCAAGUUCAAGACUGGAUGCCAGAUGCUAUCUGCAGCACUUAUACAGAUAACAUCUUAGUACAUAUGACAUUCCAAAAUACAAUGAAAUGGAUCCAGCGUAGAAAAGUUGUCCGUUAUUCUGGCUCUAAAGUUACACAAGUAAUACAAUUAAGUGACCUGGAUUUAUUUUCAAUAUUUGUACAUUGUAUUGAUGAAAACAAGAAUUUUGACAUUAUAGUGAGUGAGCAAAAUUCAGUACUAGUGUUGAACAAUAAAGGACAAUUCAGGUUUAACUACAAUGGAAUGAAAUACAAAUACUUCACUCCACAUGGUAUUACUACAGACAGCAUGUGUCACAUCCUGAUUGCUGACAGGGCUAAUAACAUUAUACGCAUCAUUGACCAGAAUGGACAAUUCCUUCUGCACUUAGACAAUUGUAAAUUACACCCACCAUGUAAUCUAAGUAUAGAUAGCAAUGACAUAUUGUACGUUGUUGCUGAUAACCAUAAAGUGAAACGAAUCAAGUAUAUGGAAUAA